Morone saxatilis (striped sea-bass) is the source of this 2835-nucleotide messenger RNA. RefSeq names its product R-spondin 4 (gene rspo4). The transcript is spliced from 5 exons. The coding region runs from base 1 to 756 and encodes 251 amino acids. The record is from RefSeq and is a predicted model, not a curated record. Lineage: Eukaryota; Metazoa; Chordata; Actinopteri; Moronidae.
AUGCAUUUGCGACUCUUUGCCAUUGUCAUAUCCUUGCUAUGUGAGGUGAUCAGGAUGGGGUCUGGUGUCGUGCAGAAGCAAAGUGCUCAAAGAGAGACAUCAGAGGACUGUCGGAGCUGUCUGGAGUGUUCCCGUGACAACGGCUGUGUGCGUUGCCCCGAGCGACUCUUCCUGUUCCUGCAGAGGGAGGGGAUAUCUCACCAUGGAACUUGUGUCCACGCCUGCCCCAAUGGACACUACGGACAGAGAGGGAAGGACAUCAACCGCUGCAUGAAGUGCCGCUCUUUGGACUGUGAGCACUGUUUCAGCCGGGACUUUUGCACCAAGUGUAAGCCUGAGUUCCAGCUGCACAAAGGCAAGUGUCUGACCCACUGCCCAGAGGGAACCUUCGCCCACCAGACCGACUGCCUCGAGAACUGUCUCCAGGCUCCAUUGGGAGAGUGGAGCGACUGGAGCGCCUGUCUCCGUGACGGUGUCAACUGUGGCUUCCGGUGGGGCAAGCAGACCAGGACCCGGGGGGCUGGGCAGUCCGGCAGAACGCCUGAAGAGAACGCAACAUCACUUUGCCCAUCCUACAGCAGCGAGACACAGAGGUGCAGGAUGAAGAAAAAAUGUCCUACAGAAAGAAGAAAGAAUAUAAAAGAAGGACUUGGAAGAAAGAGGGAGAGAAAACGACUACGGCUGCUCGUCAGCGACAACGUUGGCAACUCGGCGAACGGAACAACAGACGCCGCCAGAGAGCAUGGGGAUCCCUGAGGAUGAGGUGCACGCAGCUCACCGCGACACCUGACACAUGUUGGAGUAUCAGUCAGCUGACAUCAGCAUGAGCUUUGAAGUCAGAGACCAAUUCAUUGUUUAUUAUGUUUCCAAUCAGCCUUUAUAAUAAAUGUAUUAAAAUGCACUGCCAUUCACCAGAAUCCUGUUUACUGGAAACUCAAAGGAACAAUUAAGCAGAUAUUAUGACUAAGAAAUUCUUGCGUUGUGAUGCAUGUGACCAAUGAGUCAAAGUUCCCCACCCAAGAAAUGUUGAAACUUGGUGGUAGCCAAUAAAAUAACUGUCCCUUUGGAUAAAACCAGCUCUUUAUCUGGAAUAAGAACAGUUUGAGUUUCACAGAAUUGUAAUGAAUCAGCGAAUGUCUCUCUGACAUUUUCUUGUGAGUUCCAAAAGUCAGAAAAUCGAUCAGACUCACAGAACUUCAGACGCAAAUUAAAUUUGUGCAUUUACAUUCAAGAAAGAAAUCUAAAAGAAGUUGUGAUACCAACAAAUUCUACAAAUAGUAUCAGAAGAGAUUAAAGAAAAUAAAGAAAUACCUUACCUGUAAAGAAGUUCAUCCAUCUAGAUUGUUUUGGUGUGAGUUGCUGAGUUUUGGAGAUAUUGGCUGUAGAGAUGUCUGACUGUACAACAACGUUUCUUUCUAGAAAUCUUGACCCGGUUAUUUAAGAAAAUCAACAGACCUUGUUGUAAUAGUCGUUUCAUGUAGGAACUAUUUUCUAUCAAACUACAUCCGCAUACUGUCCUGUACGUUGCAGCACAGCUGAGGUGGAAGCCAUCAGUGUUUACAUCCUGUAUGAGCCUCCCAUCCAUGAGUAGAUGCACUGUGAUGUAUAGAAAAAAAAAUAGUUCCUCACAACAAGAUCUGCGGAUUAUCUUGAGUAAAUGGGUCAUGAUUUCUAGAACCUCUCUGGUUCUGUUAUAUUGGAGAGAAUGGAGACACCUCUACGGCCGAUAUCUCCAAAACUCAGCAACUCACAGUUUAGAUGGAUAAAUAGCACAAAACAUAAGAGGGAAAAUAUGUAUUUUUGAUUUUGGGAUCAACUGUCCCUUUAAGGAGAUUUCUUGUUAACGAAGUUUCUGUUUACGUUCAGUGUUUCUCACCAAGACUCGCUGCGUUCAUCAUUAAGGUCUGACAAAUGUGUGGAGUGCAUGUCCUUUAUCUCUUUGCAAAGCUAAAGUUUGAAACCUGUAUUGUUUACAUCCAUGUUUACUAGCUCGCCGUCUUCUUCUUCACCGCCUGUGUUGGUAUAGGACAUGCUACUGUGGCGUGUGUGUGUCCUCAACAACACGAGACAAACACAACCAUGGCUCCGUAGCAUUAAUGGUGGUCAACAACUCCACAGGGAACCUUUCAUUUCUUAAUCUAAACAGUUAAACUCUUCGGUAAGUCUUCAAUCUGUCUCUCAAAGAUGUUUGUGUGCUUCCUUCAUGAACCGUGUGUGUCACCUGCAGAUAAAUAUUAGAUGGGCAAAAUAAUGUGAUUUACAGAAUGUAUAAUUCAAUAUGAUUAAAUUAAAGAUGACGAUAGGCUUUUACUUUCAACAGUUUCUCUAAAUACGGACACGCUGUUCAGUAAAGUUGCCACAUAAGUACCUGAUUUCUUCACUUUAACAGCUUUUUGACUCUGGCCUUUAAAUCAUCUCAUAAAAAUAACCCUCUUCUGGUUUGCUCUUUUUUAAUCAUUCAAAAAUGUAGAUACAGACAAAUGUUGCCUAUUGUGUUUCACAAAAGUUUGUUGUAUUUGUCAGAAAAAAGAAGGAAUUCACACACAGUCCAACUUAUUACCAACCUCACACUUUGCCUUUAAAUCACAUAGUAUUUAAUUGACAUUUUCAAUACGUAGGGACGGUUGUAUUCAGUUAUUUUUUUAGCCUGCGUUAUCUGAUAUUGCACAAGUAAAGCUGAGGUGGAGUGACUCAAGAUGUGGGUAUUCCUUUUUUUCAGAUCUCUUCUGUUCAUUGGUUAGCUUCAGUUGUAUAUUUAUCAAUAUUUCUCCGACUAAAUGGGAUUUUAUUCCACGACAUGAAUGUAUGUUUCAAUAAAUGUAUAUUUUGAUGCUG